GCGCACGCGGAAAGGAAACCCGCCAUUGAAGCAAAUCCUCAACGUGAGUGUUGCGUUGAAAGCUGUCUCGGUGAAAACAGCAAAUAUUUCUUUGUUGAAGCUGCCGCGGGUGUUUUGCUGAAACGAUGGCGUACAGAGGACAAGGACAGAAGGUCCAGAAGGUUAUGGUGCAGCCCAUUAACCUAAUUUUCAGGUAUCUUCAGAAUCGCUCGCGUAUCCAGGUCUGGUUGUAUGAACAGGUCAACAUGCGGAUAGAGGGCUGCAUUAUUGGUUUCGAUGAAUACAUGAACCUGGUUCUAGAUGAUGCUGAGGAAGUCCACAUGAAGACCAAGAACAGAAAGCCGCUGGGAAGAGUCAUGUUGAAAGGAGACAACAUAACUUUGCUGCAGAGCGUGACCAGCUAGGGCGAUGAAGGCACCCCCAAAUCAUCUUGCCUUUGAAAGUUUUUUUUCUCCUUGUUUUUCUGUUGUUUUUUUAAAUGAAAAAGAUCCAUCUGUGUUAAUGUAACAGGAAUAUUGUGAGUGUUUCUUUAUACUACAUGGAUCCACUUUGAAAAUAAAGUUUGGUUUUUCUUACGACUCA
Solea senegalensis (Senegalese sole) is the source of this 582-nucleotide messenger RNA. It is a transcript of the gene snrpe, whose product is annotated as small nuclear ribonucleoprotein polypeptide E. Lineage: Eukaryota; Metazoa; Chordata; Actinopteri; Pleuronectiformes; Soleidae. The record is from RefSeq and is a predicted model, not a curated record. Gene Ontology annotation, molecular function: RNA binding. The coding region runs from base 126 to 404 and encodes 92 amino acids. Gene Ontology annotation, biological process: spliceosomal snRNP assembly; mRNA splicing, via spliceosome. The transcript is spliced from 5 exons. Gene Ontology annotation, cellular component: U1 snRNP; U5 snRNP; U2 snRNP.